This is a messenger RNA of Eruca vesicaria subsp. sativa (arugula), 675 nucleotides long. The record is from the annotation of a GenBank genome assembly. Lineage: Eukaryota; Viridiplantae; Streptophyta; Magnoliopsida; Brassicales; Brassicaceae.
CAACGUCUCAACUCAUCUCCUCUCUGUCUCUCUUUUUAAAAUAUAUCUGAAAUUUCUGAAGCCCUUCUACAGUUUUUCUCGAACCAUGACUGCGCAGAAAUCUGUGUUGCAACUGAGUGUUCACGAGGAAAGGAUCAGAAGAAAAGCGUGGGAGACCGUUUCUAAGUUUUCAGGUGUUACUUCGAUAGCAAUGGAUGAUAAAACCGGGAAAAUGACGGUGGUGGGAGAAGUUGAUGUACCGAAACUUGUAAAGAAGCUAAGGAAGAUAUGUACGGCAGAUAUCGUUUCGGUAGAAAUUGUUAAACCACCUGAGAAGAAGGAAGAGAAAAAGGAACCGGAGAAACCGAAACAACCCGAGGUUAUUGCUCACCCGGUUACCUAUUGGACCAACCAGUACCAAUACCAUCCUGCUUCAUAUGCAAGUGCUUACUAUCCACCAUGUGAGUAUUCUAGAGUUGUGGUGGAAGAACCAAGGCCUUGUGUGAUUAUGUAAUUUUUCCUAGAAUUAUUUCAUAUAAUAUUAGUUAUGUUUGCACUUAAUUUUAAUGGAAGAGUGUAUUUUUGGGUAUUGUAAUCUACAUUUCCCGUAUAAUCUUAUUCGAUAAAAACAGUCAACUUGUGUAUCAUGUAUGAUGAAAUUGAUUUUUGGAUGCUUUAUUAUUACUUUUAUUUCGG